GAAGACAGCGCAGGAGGGUUGAGGUGUUCUCCCCACAGGGGUACAGUCUGCGGUCCCAGCUACUCCAGAGAUCUCUGUGCUUCUCAGAAAUUGUCAGGAAGCGACUGGUACUGGGUCGCACAACUGUUGAAGGCAGAGCAGGUUAAUUCUGAAUUCAGGGUCCCUUCCUCUAGGCCAGGGCCCUGAGAACCCUGUGGAAGGCCUGAGGCAGAUGUGCCUUCUUUUGUAACGCAGAUGUCACCUACUUUUGACAUCUUUGAAGAUGCCUUGGAGACCAUCUCUAUAUCUCCCUCGGACAUGGCAACAAGCGGCUUCCACUUUGUACCAUGUGACACCAAACGGGCAUCCAGACAGCUUGGAGCAUCUGCUGUGGGCAGUUCAUCAACCAAGGUGGAUCUCAAGAGCGGGCUAGAAGAGUGUGCAGAGGCAUUGAACUUAUUUCUAAGUAACAAGUUUAAAGAUGCCUUGGAGCUGCUUCGUCCAUGGGCCAAGGAGAGCAUGUACCAUGCCUUGGGAUACAGCACCAUUGUGGUCUUGCAGGCCAUCAUGACCUUUGAGCAACAGGACAUCCAGAAUGGCAUUUCCGCCAUGAAGGACGCAUUGCAAACCUGCCAAAAAUACAGGAAGAAAUGCACAGUUGUGGAGUCUUUCUCAAGUCUGCUUUCUCGUGGGUCGCUGGAGCAGCUGAGUGAAGAGGAAAUGCAUGCCGAAAUCUGUUACGCCGAGUGUCUCCUACAGAAAGCCGCACUCACGUUUGUGCAGGAUGAAAAUAUGAUCAACUUCAUCAAAGGUGGACUCAAAAUUAGAACAAGUUACCAAAUAUAUAAAGAGUGCCUUUCCAUCCUGCACGUCAUUCAGAAGAACAAGCAGGAGCAGCACUUCUUCUAUGAGUUUGAAGGCGGCGUCAAGCUUGGCACGGGGGCCUUUAAUUUGAUGCUGUCUCUUCUACCAGCAAGAAUUAUCAGACUGCUAGAAUUUAUUGGAUUUUCUGGAAACAGGGACCUGGGCCUUCUGCAGCUGCGGGAAGGUGCGUCAGGAAGCAGCAUGCGGUCCCCACUCUGUUGCCUUACCAUCCUGGCUUUCCACACCUACAUCUCCCUUAUUCUUGGUACAGGAGAAGUGAACGUGGUGGAAGCAGAGAGUCUCCUCGCGCCCUUCCUUCAGCAGUUCCCAAAUGGCUCACUCAUACUGUUCUACCACGCCCGGAUCGAGCUGCUGAAGGGCAAUGCUGAAAAGGCUCAAGAAACGUUUCGAAAAUGCAUUUCAGUUCAAGAAGAGUGGAAACAGUUUCACCAUCUCUGUUACUGGGAAUUAAUGUGGAUUUAUAUAUACCAGCAGAAUUGGAUGCAGGCGUAUUAUUAUUCAGACCUUCUCUGCAAAGAGAGUAAAUGGUCUAAGGCAACAUAUGUGUUCUUGAAAGCUGCCAUUUUGAGCAUGCUUCCGGAGGAGGAGGUGGCAACGACCAAUGAGAAUGUGGUGGCUCUGUUCAGACAGGUAGAUGGCUUGAAGCAGAGGAUCGCAGGGAAAUCUCUCCCAACCGAGAAGUUCGCUGUGAGGAAGGCACGCCGGUACUCACCCUCCUCAGGAGCCCCCGGGAAGCUCGUCCUACCUGCCCUGGAAAUGAUGUACGUCUGGAAUGGCUUUUCGAUAGUAGCCAAAAGGAAGGACCUUUCUGAAAACCUCUUGGUGACUGUGGAGAAGGCUGAGGCGGCUCUGCAAACUCAGAACUUUGCUGACUCUGUGGAUGAUGAGUGCUUGGUGAAAUUACUGAAGGGAUGUUGCCUCAAGAACUUAGAGCGACCCUUGCAAGCUGAGCUGUGUUUCAACCACAUUGUGGAAAGUGAGAAGCUACUGAAGUAUGACCACUAUCUGGUGCCGUUCACUCUGUUUGAGCUGGCGUGUUUGUAUAAAAGCCAAGGGGACAUUGACAAGGCCAUAAAGACCCUAGAAACUGCAAGAAACAACUACAAAGAUUACUCCUUGGAGUCCAGACUACACUUCAGGAUUCAAGCAGCCCUUCAUCUCUGGAAAAAACCAUCUUCUUCCUCAGACUGAUCAGAACGCACAGAAUGGAAUCCCCCCAGUUAUCAUGGACUCUUGCUGUGGAGAUCAGUCCCAGUUAAGGCAGAAGCGUGAUCCUUCGAAUAAGAAAGGAAACUCUAUUGUCGGGCGCUUCCUGUCACCCGAGUGGCUUCCUGUUCCCCUAUGGAAUGGCAAUCAAUAUUGUAUAGAGAUUCUUAUACUCUGCCUUUAAAAAGAAUUUCACAUUAGAUUUCAAUUGAGGGGUGAAGUCUUUUAAAAGACUGACAGGUACAAUAAAGUCUAGUUAGAUUAUUUAUUUUUUUAAUGCAAAAAUUAAUAUUGUUCAAGUAGCAAAUGGCUUUAUAAGCUGAGCCAUUUUUAGAUUGGCUUGUCCUUUAAACUUCAGAGAUAUUUUAUUGCUUAGUAUUUAAAUCUCAGAGUGGAAAUAAAUAUCGCAUCUAAAGUAAUAUAACAAUGAGUUUCUGAAGGUUCUGGAAGAGUGGAGCAGAGGCCCGAGGGGUGAAGUCUUCCUAGGCUGAAGGACCUGCGUCUCUACAGGAUGAUGCAGCCGUGAGUUCUCGGGUUUCCGCUCCCAGUGGUUGUAAUGGUGGCACUUUUCAGAAAUUGUUCUGUCUUUGAAUGUACUCAUAUCUGAUCCAGCAAUAGCAUUCAACCAUAUAGACAUAUUUCCCAUGUAUCUACAGGAAGAAAACGUGGUAUUUUAGACCUCCCUAACCUUAGUGCUAAAGCCUGAGAUAUACUCUGACUGCUUUCCUUACAGGGAGGAAAAAAAUCCCUGUUGCUUUAAAUGAUAUGUAAAUUAUCAGUCAUUUUUACACUUAGGAUGUGGCUGGCCCAGCGCUGCUCACGGUUCGUUCGUUCUUUCUUUCUUUCUUUCUUUCUUUCUUUCUUUCUUUCUUUCUUCCUUCCUUCCUUCCUUCCUUCCUUCCUUCCUUCCUUCCUUCCUUCUUUUCUUCCUUACUUCUUUCUUCCUUCCUUCCUUUCUUUCCAUCUGGGCUGUGUUUGGUUCUCUGAGUAGAAAAUAGAACCAGAGAAUGAGACUGGAAGAGCCAGGCUCUGCUACUGGUGAGCAGAGAGCAGACGGCUGUUCUGGAGUCCCCCCACCUGUCAGUCACUGUACCUUCCUCUCUUGUGAAACAGGAAAAGAACAGGUGACUUCAACGUUCUCUCUGAGUUUUAUAACCACGAGUCUGUGUAUUAGGUACUUCCAGCACUGUUUAGCAUUUAAUCCACAUUCUUCCCAUUUAGAAUGUUUUAUAAUAUUUUUUUUUCAAUGCCCCUCCCUCUCCUUCCAAUCCACUGCCUAUAGUAGUUGUCACAGCUAAGGCCAGAUCCCAUCCCGUGAGGAGAAACACUUCACGAGUCCACGAGUCAGGGUUUUGUUCUGUUUUCUUGUCUGUAUGGUCGUUGACUCCACAUUCCCCAGGUGGAGCCCCGAGUUUGUAGUUGGGAGUCUCUCUCUGUUGGUGGACAGUUAGCACAACGUAAAACAAAUGACUCGCUCUUUCUAGGACUUGGAUUUUCCAGUGGGAACGACAAGGUAGCAUUCAGUGCUCCGAGGCCUCAGCUAGGUGGUGCCUUGGUAGCUUUCCGUACACUGGGGAGGCUAUAGACACAUGAGUGAGUCUGACCAUUACGGCUUUGUGCAUGGAUUACAGUAUCUGUAUAAAAUAUCCUCUGAGUCUUUGGUCUGUGCCUUAAAAUGAAAUGAACGUGGGCAAUCAGAGGCUUUCGGUUUAUGCAUUUAGCACUGAGAGCGGCCCAGAUCAUGGAGUUGCUCCUGCUCUCCCCUGCUGCAGCUCCCCAUGCUCAGCAUUGGGGUUGUGUUACUUAAGGUACCAUUUCUUGACCAACAUUGAGGAAGCAUUUCUUGAAGAAGGUGAUUAAUACACUUUGAGGCAGAGAACCAUCCCUUCAGAUAACAUGUCACAUUAAUAUGAAUUAUACAACCAGCUACAGAUAGAAGGGGAAAUAAAUUGUCAUGAUACUAUAGAAAUAUAUUCAAUAAUUAUAUAUAUAUAAGACUUUGAAGAAAAGUUUAUAAAUUCCUUAGGAGAACAUUGAUAACAUUAUUUUAAAAACAUAUAUUAUUAAAGAAUAUAUCUGGGUAUAGGGACACAUUCCUUUAAUCCCAGCACUUGGGAGACAGGGGCAGGUGGCUCUCUAAGUUGGAGGCCAGCCUGGUCUACAUAGUGAGUUCCAGGACACCCAUAUCUACAUAGUGAAACCAUGUUUCCAAAAAGAAACAAACAAAAAGAAUAUAUAUCCAUAUUUUGUGAGAAACUGUCAGAGCUCAUGGUCUGUAACAAUAAAUUCCCAUUCUGGUAUAAAAUGAAAAAAAUGAAGCUAAAAACAACUAUUGUAGGCUGGUGAGAUGGGUCAGCAGUUAAGAACCCUUCCUGCUUCUCCAGGGACCAGAGCCUGUUUCCCACUACCAUGUCAGACAGUUCUCACCUGCUGUAACUCCAGAAGAGCUGACACCCCUUCUGGCCCCUGUAGGCACCCAGACAAACAUGGCAUAUGUUCACACAGAAGAAGCACACAUGUGUACAUUGGUAGAUAAUCUUUUUUAAAAUGACUGCUUUUACAUUACCAAACAAAUUCAGCUGUGCCAUUUUUUGAUUUGUGGGUUUUUUUGUUGGUAUUAUUCAUAUUCUCUUUGGCAGUUAGCCGUGUGGAUCAUCUAUCUAGUGACUUUAUAAAUACUGCAGUAGAAUUAAUGCCACAGACAUUUAUCUGUUUCCUGUCGUGUUCAAGACACUGUACAGGCACCGGUUUCUUAGGAUGUUUGUAAGGGUCAUCUUCUACAGCCUGUUUUGUGAUUUAGGAUGUUUGCCUAAGAGAGACCAUUUUAUCUGGCAUCUUUGUGAGGCACCGGUAGUGGCUUGGGACUCUGGCACAUCUAAGGACAGUUUGUAUAGCCACAGGCAAAAUUGCUUCUGUUUAUUUUUUAAAUAGCGAGGCAGUGUUCUGAUUGGUGCUUUCAUGUGGCCAGUAGGAAAGCCUUGAAGGUUAACUACACCAACUACCGUGUAUCUUUGAAUACGUGCACUUCCUGCACAUAAGAUUACAGAGCACACAGUUUUGUGGCUUUCUCUCUGUUCCAAGGACAGGAGGAGACCGUGGGUAGGAGCUACGGGGAGAUAAACUGCACAUUCCUCCAUGGGAAGGACAAUCUGCGGUCAUUAGAGCAAUCCAGCAGGCCGGCCAGCUCCUUGGAAAGGGGUAAGCUAGCAGCUCCGGGUCACUGUCGUCCCUCCCUGGCCCUGGGUUAAUUGAAUUGGAGGUCAGGUCAUUCUACAAUUUUUUGAGCAGGGCUUAAACCCUGUGGUGCAGAAGGGUGAAAAGCCAGUGCCCCUCUUCAAGUAGAAGUGCACGCUCUUUCUCUAGUCCUUUCAUUGUGCUGGGCACUAGCAGCACCUGCUGUCAAAGCUCACGUGAUUCUGCCUCCUAUCCAUCCCCGUGAGGUUUAGUGAUCUUGUUGCGUAGAGCCCUGCUCCCUGGACAGUAAGAGUGAUUUAAGAACAGUCUUUGUGGCCAAAUGGGAAAGUCAAUUCUGGUCAACUCCCCAGACAUUUCAGUUUUCCUGUGUCCUUUGUCCCCCUUCAUUGCAUUCCCUCGGUUUCUGAAUCACCAGUUCUGGUGCGGUUAGUUGUAAUUAGUUAGUGAAGCCUCCAGUGACUGAAAUCCUACGCGCUUGUGAUCUAUCAGGAUCUUAGCAGAUUAUUUUGUCCAUUUUGGCCGUUAAACAUACUGCUUCUGCUGUCCUCAGUCAGCUGUGGCUGCUGCACUCCUGAAAUGGCCAUGGGCAGUGGCACCUUUCUUCUUGUGCCCUGGCACUCUGGCAUCUGCUUACUGUCCGCGGUGACUGCCCAUCCCUCAUCCAUUGCAUCACCUUGCCAGCUCUCUCUCAGUGGUUUACCUUUUCCGUUUAAGUGCCCUUAAAUUUGAUUCUCCCAUGUAUUUGGCGCAUGAACAUCGGUCUCACCCCUGUGAACUCUAUGUGUGCUCAUCUAAAAGUCCCUGUUUUUAAGAUUACCAGGGUAGUCUUAUUUUAUAAACUGUCUCUGCAUGUUGCGAUUGUUAGGUCGCUUCCGUGAAUAAGAUAAUUUCUGAAAAAUUUAAUGAACACUUUGUGAUACUUUUACAUCACCAACAUGCUAAUGUUGACCCUCUUAGAUAGUUCAAUAUACUACUUACAGAUUGUUUGACACGAUUGAUCCACUUAAGGAAUAAUAUGGAAUAUGAUUUAUCUCAAUUUAAAUAUUUUAUACCUUCCAAUUGCCUAUUGUGAGUAAUUUAAGCUCUUUAAGGGUCUCUUUAUUAGAUACAGUGAUAGAUCUAAUGUAUCACUAGAUUGGUCUAUACAUAAGUAAUAUGAAACAACCCAUAUUGACUAAUCCUUCAUGCCCUUUUAGGAGUGGAGUUGUUUCUCCAAAUCACUCUCCCACCACCCAAUUAUUUACAUAUUUUACUGUAUGUGUUAGAUUCCUUGAACCCUGCUUCCCUAGUUAAUAUUUUGGUCUAUUGUACAUUUACUGUUAGCUUUUAUUAUUUUAUAAUGUUGAACUUGAAAUGUAAAGGUCCCAUCAGACUCUAUCAUCAAGGAAGAUGGCCUUGCUGUUGAACAGUUCCAUCUGAUCUGGACAGACUUUCAUAUGCAGGGACAAAUUUAAGUCCGUUCCAGUCCAUCUAUAAAACUUGAUCACUUCAGAAAGAUGUGAUAGGAAAGCUAUUCCAUGUACUGAAACGGCUGAGCAGGUUCUCAGCCUGAAUCAUACAGAGGAUAUAUAGAUUGAACACCAGAGAAGAGUAAGCCCCACCCCCUCCUGUUUGCAGUAUACGGUGAGUGACGUGUGUUCAUCACAGUUAUAUUGCAACAGGACUGUGCAAAAAUUCAAAGCAGAUGCUUCAUUGUAUUUAAAUAAUAAAGAAUUCUGAACAUGCCUACAGGUUGGAUUUUAUUUUAUUUUUUAUUUUUGCGGUGCUAGAAAUGAAACCCCGAGGGCUGGUGUUUGCUUUGUAAGUACUCUACAACUGAGCCACAUCCUCAGCCCCAGGUUGAAUAUUGAAUAGGAAAAAUCAAGGUACAGUAGUAGCAAACUUACUGACAAUAACACAUAGGACUCCUUAGAAGUGUGUGAUUUAAAGGCUGAAUACAGGACAUGUGCAUAUAAUGUCAGGUGCAUUGCUCCUUAACUUUUUCUUCGGGGCUUUGAAUUAAAAGUCUUGGUAGUUUGGGUACCAAAAGAAAAUAAAAAGAAAUUGUUUUCAGUGGAGCAGCACUGAUAAUGAGGGUCUCUGAAUAACUGAGUACAUUAAAGAAUCUUGCUUACAUUUACUUUUGAAGGAGUUGUAUUCUUCUGAGUUUGAAGGUGUGGCACAUUCUGCUUGAGGAAUUACAGAGGCCUCUAGCUUCAGUCUCACUUGAAUAGAGCAGACGGCCAAACCCGCCGUUUGGAGAUAGUAAAUGAGUAUCAAUAAGUUCUCACAAUUCCCUUCUCUCCUGAAAUGUUUUCCCCGCUCCACAGUAGACUAAAUGCUUCCUGUACGGCUCUCCUCUUGCCUACUCCUGUCCUAGGGCAUAAACCAUGACUAUUGGCACACGGCUAAGUUAACACUGAACCACUGAGCACCCAGCCCAAGUAGUUUCCAGGAAAAAAGAGACUGUGGUAAAUAUUUUAAAUCUCAGGCUUUUGGUUGUGUUUAAUGAUGUAAGUAAAUAUAGCACUGCUGGGGUCCAAGAUUUACAGAGAGGCGCAGCAGGUGCCACAGAUGUGUGCUCUGCAGUAAGGCACAUAAUGAAAUGGUUAACCGUGUGCUAAACCCAGCCACUGUGUCAUGGAAUUCUAGAGCUGAGUGUUUUUCAUCACUUUUCCUUUUGCUGACUGUUGGUAUCUGAACACCUGAAUGGAUAUUAGUUGUCUCUUUAUCGAUUACUCUUUUAAAAUAUUUAUUGCAGAUGUUCAUUGAAUGCUCAAUUUUGAUGAAAGUUAUAUACAAAGGCAUAUACGUAUAUAUUUUAUAACAGACAUAUUAUUUUAUUGCACAACUUAUUUCCAAAGCAAAUUUACUUUGUGUCUUUUGAAACUUUUUUUUUUUUUGCCUCAGAAAUACAAAAAGUAAAUCUGUCUUCUCUCUGGUUUGUAAGAGGCCCUCAUGGUAACAUUUACUUUUCACUUACUUUUGGAUUAAGCAAAAUUCAGGCAUGUAUAAACCAACUUGGAGUUUCCAGUUGAACCAUCCGAGCGUCUGUUCUGAGUGCCGUGCUGGUCAGACGUGGAGGUGUCUUGUCUCUGUCUCCUUUCCUUAUGCGCUUAAGCAUGCUCUUCUGGGGGUGAUUCUCAGCAGUCAGUUUUACAGAGGAAAACCAUUUUAGAGAUUGAAGCGAUCUGGACUCUGUAAAAUGAAUGUGUUAUUAAUACCCAUCUGCUAACUUCAGGUCCUGGAGAGGGAAAGAGACCAUCUAGGAAGCUUUCCAUCAGUCAAGGAGGAGGAAGAGGAGUGUGAACUGGCAUUUUUUUUUUCAUGUAAAAGCUGUGUUUCCAUGGCUUCCGUGUGCUGAUUUUGUGUUAAUGUUAUCAUCUGUGAUGUGUAAGUGAAUGUAGAUAAAGAUUUAAAUUUUCAACAUGAAGACAACAGUUCCUGUUUCUAUUUUUACAAUUUAGACAGUUUUGAAAACAGAUAUAUUAGAAAUUGUAUUUUUAAGUGCAAAUAAAUCUAAAAGUCAGUGUUUCCCUCUUCUUCCCUUGUACCCUAGAGAAGGCUCCUUGUUAUUAGGUACAUAUUUAAGUUGCCAGAUUGUUUUCAGAAUCCUAUAUUUUCAUAUUGCUGUAAUCAGUUUACCUACAACGUGCAAUGAUUUGUUAUUUAAAUAAAUGACUCUCGAUGAAAUUACA
This is a messenger RNA of Myodes glareolus (Bank vole), 8942 nucleotides long. Lineage: Eukaryota; Metazoa; Chordata; Mammalia; Rodentia; Cricetidae. The record is from RefSeq and is a predicted model, not a curated record.